UGUCACACUCGAUUCCGUAAACACUUCAUUCUGCUCACCCUACCAAAAAUAGCGACAUGUUCUGUCCCCAAACACCUGUCAGACCAAUUAAUUAACGCACAGGUAAGCAUCAACACGUGAGCGAUCGAUUUUCGCACUUGAUUCUGUAAAUAGUGACUGAGAAGGGCACUUUCCGAGUUUGCCCUCAGAAGAAAAGAAAACGAAAAACUUGCUGUCCCGCAGGGCUUGCUGGGCACCACAGAGGCACAAUAUCCUUGAAGGGAGGCGAUGAGGGCAGAGCAGCGCGUCAGUGUGGUCAGUCCAGUGCUCUGGUUGCUCAGGCUCACACAGCCAGCUGCAGGGACUCGCCCGGCCGCCGUCACCUCCCGCCCAGUGUUUGCUCCCGAGGAAGCUUCUGCCGACGCCGCUCUAUUGCUGGCGUGAAGAGACAACUCCAUUCUUCACGAAGACUUUAAGUUUCUCUUGGUGAGUCAUGAGGCACCCGGUGUCGUGGAUGGUGGCGACGGUAGUGGUGGUGGCGGUGGUGGUGGUGGAGACGGCGCCGCGCAGCCUCCACCCCGCCGGCAGGUACCGCCGAGACAGCGACGACGACACGCACGGCGACGCUGACCUCCGCCUGCAGGACCUCGACCACCACGCCGGACCCAAGGCCCUCGAGGGCCUUCCCCUUCCCCUCCCCUCUGUUCCCCGCUCCCCAGCCCCAGGGGUGGCCCCCGCAAGACUCAGAGCCGCCGCUCCAGCACCCCCGAAGGCCCCAGCCUCCGUUGAAAGAGUAUUGGGCGUGGCCCCCCUUACAGCACCAGGCCUCAUCCCUGCUGCUGCCCCCCUAACAGUUCCCGCCCCAGCCCCAGCCCCCGCCCUUGCAGUCCCUGCCCCCCUUACAGCCCCCGCCCCAGCCCCAGCCCCAGCCCCCGCCCUUGCAGUCCCUGCCCCCCUUGCAGCACCCGCCCCAGUCCCAGCCCCCGCCCUUGCAGUCCCUGCCCCCCUUGCAGCACCCUCCCUAGCCCCAGCCCCAGCCCCCGCCCUUGCAGUCCCUGCCCCCCUUGCAGCACCCGCUCCAGCCUCCGGUGAGAGGACCGUGGCUCCUGCUCCAGCCCUUGCUGCAGCCCCUGCCCCUGUUGCCCCUGCCCCUGCUCCCGUUGUUCCUGUUGCCCCUGCCCCUCCUCCUGCUGUCUCUGUUGCCCCUGCCCCUCCUCUUGCUGCACCUGCUCCGAGAAUGGCUGCCCCUGCCCCCGCUGUCCCUGUCCCUGCUGCCCCUGCCUCAUAUGAAAGGAUCGUUGUUCCUGCCCCAGCCCGCGCUGCUGCCCCAGCUCCUGCCCCUGCCCCUGCCCCAGCCCCUGCCCCAGCCCCUGUCCCUGCCCCAGCCCCUGCCCCAGCCCCUGCCCCAGCUCCUGUCCCUGCCCCAGUUCCUGCCCCUGCCCCGGCCCCUGCCCCUGCCCCUGCCCCAGCUCCUGCCCCUGCCCCUGCCCCUGCUCCUGCCCCUGCCCCUGCCCCAGCUCCUGCCCCUGCCCCUGCCCCAGCUCCUGCCCCAGCUCCUGCCCCUGCCCCUGCCCCAGCCCCAGCUCCUGCCCCUGCUCAACCAGCCCCUGCCCCAGCCCCUGCCCUGAGAAUGGCUGCCUCUGCCCCUGCCCCAGUUCCUGCCCCAGCCCCUGCUGCCCCAACCCCUGUUGCCCCUGCUCCCGGUGCCCCUAAAUUGGCUGCUCCAGCCCCCGCUGCCCCAGCCUCCGAUGAGAAGAUCGGGGCUCAUGCAUCACCCCUUGUCCCUGCCCCUGCAGCCCUUGCUGCCCCUGCCCCCGCUGCCCCAGCCUCCGAUGAGAAGAUCGGGGCUCAUGCAUCACCCCUGGCUGUUGUCCCUGCCCCUGCAGCCCUUGCUGCCCCUGCCCCCGCUGUCCCUGUCCCUGCUGCCACUUCCCCCGCUGUCCCUGUCCCUGCCUAUAGUGAAAGGAUCGUUGUUCCUGCAUCAGCCCUCGCUGCUGCCCCAGCCCCUGCCCCUGCCCCAGCCCCAGCCCCAGCCCCUGCCCCUGCCCCGGCUCCUGUCCCUGCCCCAGCUCCUGUCUCUGCCCCAGCCCCAGCCCCUGCCCCUGCCCCUGCCCCAGUUCCUGCCCCUGCCCCAGCCCCUGCUCCGAGGAUGGCUGCCCCUGCCCCCGCUGCCCCAGCCUCCGAUGAGAAGAUCGGGGCUCCUGCAUCACCCCUGGCUGUUGUCCCUGCCCCUGCAGCCCUUGCUGCCCCUGCCCCCGCUGCCCCAGCCCCCGCUGCCCCUGCCCCCGCUGCUCCGAGAAUGGCUGCCCCCGCCCCCGCCCCCGCCGCCCCGAGGGCCCAAUCCUCAGAUGAACGCGUACUAACCGCUGCCGCCCCUGCCCCUGCCCCCGGCUUCACCCCAGCCCCCACUGCAGCCUUGACUGUUCUAGCUGCCCCUCAGCCUGCCUCAACCCAGCCGGCCCAGCGAGACUCACGUCGCGACGACGACGACGACGACGACGAUAGCGCCACACCCAAGGCGAACCAGCAAGGGCAGGUAGGUAGACCCUUGUCUCUGACACUUGCAGCCCAUCGAGUGGCCGCCCCAUCACCCGCAAGACCUAGGGCCUCCUCCCUAGCGGCUGCCCCGAGGCCAGCUAUUCCUGCGUCCCCGGCGGGUCCCGCAUCCUCUGAGAGACUGAUUGCCCCUGCACCCCUUUUCGCUCCCCCCGCCCCAAGACUGGCUUCACCAGCAGUACCCGUUGCCCCAGCUGCUCCUGCUCCGACAUUGGCUGCCCCAACCCCCGGACUGGCCCCCGCUGCCCCGCUCUCCUCAGUGGCCCCUGCCGCCCCAGCUUCCUUUGAGAGGGUCUUGUCACCCGCUCCAGCACUCCCAGCAGCUCCUCUAGCCCCAGCAGUCCCUAAAUUGGCUGUCCCUGUAGCUCCUGUUGCCCCCGUUGCCCCUGCCCCAGCUGCCCCUAAAUUGGCUGUCCCUGUGGCUCCUGUUGCCCCCGUUGCCCCUGCCCCAGCUGCCCCUAAAUUGGCUGUCCCUGUGGCUCCUGUUGCCCCCGUUGCCCCUGCCCCAGCUGCCCCUAAAUUGGCUGCCCCUCCCCCCGCUGCCCCUGCCCCCGCUGCCCCUGCCCCAGCCCCUGCUCCGAGAAUGGCAGCUCCUGCCCCAGCUGCCCCGGCUCUCGCUGCUCCUGCCCCUGCCCCUGUCCCAGUUGCCCCUAAAUUGGCUGUCCCUUUCCCAGCUGCACCAGUCUUUGCUAAGAAGAUCGGGACUCCUGCUCCAGCCCUGGCUGCUGCCCUAGCUCCAGUGGCAGCAGCCUCGGGGGAGAAAGCCGCGGCCCCCGCCCCUUUGCCUGCCCUCAAGCCCCUGAAGCAGCAGGUGAUGAUGAUGAGCUCCCUGGCCUUAGUGCAACACCCAGACACCAGAUGGCAUAACGACGACGAUGACGACGACGAAGACGAUAAGAGCUCGAGGCUGUCCGGCAGUCGCCUGGCCAUCAAGACGCCGCUGCAAGAGUGCAAAGGAAGGUGCAUGUUCAUGACCCGCGACGGCGCCUGCUUCCAGGACUUCCUGUGUGCCUCCAGGAAGUUGUGAAGCGCCGCCAGCCCCCCCCCCCCCCUCCUCUCCCCCAACACAUAACUAUUUUAUUAUUAAGUAAUAAAGUCUAUUUUAAAACUAUUACAAGAUUACCAGAUUUUUUUUUAUUCAACACAACCUAAAUCAGCGAAAUAGUUGAUCAGUCAAGAGUCCUUCCUUCACCCCCCAACAGCACCCAAGCAGCAGCCCCUUCGCCUGCCCCACAGCACCUCCUCCCCUCCAGACCCUCACCGGGACUCUGCACCCAUAACUACUGAGAAUCAAGAGAGGAAAAGGGAGGGGGACUCUUUAACACGCACCCUUCAUAAUAAAGAUAAUAAUAGUAAUAAUAAUAAUAAUAAUAAUAAUAAUAAUAAUAAUAACAACAACAUACGAGGAAUCCUGUGGUAAACCUUCUUUACAAACUAUUAUUAAUAUAAAAUAGGAUAAAAAAAUAUACUUCCAUCAAACUCAUUAAGUAAUACCUCCAGAGAAACAACAAACCGCAACUGAAGAUACUAUAUACACUGACAUUAUUAUUAUUAUUAUUAUUAUUAUUAUUAUUAUUAUUAUUAUUACUAAAACAACAUAUCCUAGCAAGAAACCUCUCUACUAGGACUGUAGUGAAGAAAAAGAAAACAGACCAACAAAAACAAUAAUAGGCUACCAAUCUAUACCUUCAUUUUUCUUCUUUUCUCCUCCUGUACCUACACCUCCUACCUUCCUCUCCAGAAUACUCCUUAAUUGUAAUAUGCACACAGUAAUUUCACUUUUUACCUUUGCUUCGAUCACGUACCUUAAUUAUCCUACCUACAUCUACCUGCCUUGUGAGAGCACCUUUUGUAACGAAGAGAAAGAAAUCUGAACACUGCAAACAAUAAUAGGCUAACAGUUUGUGCCUUGGCUUCUGUCACCUUUCACUAUGGACGAGGAGGAAUUAAGUAGC
Molecule: messenger RNA, 4490 nt
Organism: Eriocheir sinensis (Chinese mitten crab)
Lineage: Eukaryota; Metazoa; Arthropoda; Malacostraca; Decapoda; Varunidae
Product: basic proline-rich protein-like
Exons: 2
Coding region: 473-3562 (1029 amino acids)
Source: RefSeq, a predicted model, not a curated record